This is a messenger RNA of Diaporthe citri, 4278 nucleotides long. RefSeq lists its product as uncharacterized. The transcript has 3 exons. Gene Ontology annotation, biological process: protein import into peroxisome matrix. Gene Ontology annotation, cellular component: cytosol; peroxisomal membrane. The record is from RefSeq and is a predicted model, not a curated record. Gene Ontology annotation, molecular function: ATP binding; ATP hydrolysis activity. Bases 1 to 4278 code for a protein of 1425 amino acids. Lineage: Eukaryota; Fungi; Ascomycota; Sordariomycetes; Diaporthales; Diaporthaceae.
AUGUCUUCGCUGGCACCAGUCGACCUGUCCCAUUCCCAUCGGAAGCGCAAGAGGAGGCGGAGGAACGACAAGCCUGCCAUUGCUGCCCGCCUUGUUCUCGACGACCAUGUCAAGGGCGACGUUGGGAUCUUAUCCGAGGACUUGUUUGCCGACCUGUUUCCACACUUGAAUUAUGACACCGAACAUGACCAAGACGCCGCCCUCGUCCCCGAUGUGCUCCAUGUUGCUCUGGCCCCAUGGGCGCCCAAUGCCUCUGCAGAGACCACCAACUGGACCAUAGUUCCUGUCACCCAGUCUUCCGCCCUCGCACACUCGACUCUCCAGUUUUCUCCCUCCUCCCUGGCCCUCCAGAGCUUCGCGACCACCCUUCAACAAGUUGCACCAUCCAAGCUGUCCAGCCACAGCCGAAGCGGAAUUGAGAUACUGGUUCUGGAUGUGGUGGCUUUGUCGCUGGAUACCGUCUUCGUGAGCCUCGAGGGUGAGCUUGCGAAAAGGUUGGAAGACGGGGAAGGCACCUUCUUCCGGGACCAUCCAGAUGUCACAUCUGCCCAACUUAAGGGCAAAGGCUCCGCAGCCGAAUCGUCCCCAGAGGGUCGUCUAAAGACGGCCAUACGCAUUGCUCUUGGUACAUUGAAAGUUGUUCAUGCUGGAGACCUGUUUCCGCUACCUCUAUCGCCCCACGCCAUAACUCACGUGCCACCGAACCCAGGCAAGGUUACGCUUUGCGAGCCAGUUGCUCAAGGUAUCUUGUCUCCGUCGACUAAGAUCAUCGUGUCCAGAGGUCGCAUUCACUCCAAGGACAGCCGUGCUCCUUCCGCUAUGUCUUCGUCUCAGAAGCUUAAUGGGCUCGCCGAGGAUGACGACGACACUGCAAACGAUCAGUUUUACUCAGCAGCUGAGGAGCGGUAUAGGACGGGGACCGAGGUUCAGACUGAAGAAUCUGAUGUCAUUACUGAGACUGAGGAAUCAGAACUUUCCUUGGACGAAAACGAUGAUUUAUCAGAUGAUUCAAUGGAUGACAUGAUCUCCCUUCAGGCCCCAGCCUUACCCGCAACGGCUGCGAGCGGUGUGUCUACAAUCGCUGCUGGCACGCCAAUGACGCUGGGCCGUGGGCGAAAGACCAAUGGUGUAAGCACGCCUGGUUCAGUCUUCUCGACCUUCACUGCCACUACUGCCAGACUCGAUCGACCUCGUGGGCGGCUUUUCAAAGCACAGGGUCUUAUGAAACCCAUUCCUCCAGAGCUCCUGCAUCCGAAGGUUGUCCCCGCUGACGAUGAGGAGGCGCGUGUAUAUGUCGACAUUAGCAAUUUGACCAGAAUUGGCUGUUUCUCUGGCGACUGGGUGAGGCUGGAACCCGCGCAGGAACCACCUGUGAACGGUUUUGGCCAAUUUGGCCUCGGGAGCUUUGGCGACAUAGGCCAGGAUGAGCCAGAUUGGCGACCUGUCAGGGUCUUCGGGCUGCCAGAGGGGUAUUCGCAGCGGCCUGUGACAAGAAUUGUACACUCCAAAAAUGAGGGAAGACGACCCUCGUUCUUUGAGUCGCAAUUACAGAAACCGUCAAGCCCUGCGGUAUAUGUUUCACCAGUUUUGUUGGCGAAUCUUGACGGCCCAGCCUAUCUGCGCAUCGCACCUUUGAAAAGGGGCUCUCCCGUUCUGGCGAAGAACCCCUUGUCCAAGCUGACAGGCUCGUCGCAACCACCUUACGCUCGCGAGGUUACCCUGAGGCAUGUACGAACUCCCAAAUCGGUCGAGAGAGACGUACAAGCAGCCGUCAUGGCUGGUGUCAAGUGCUACUUCGAAAAGAAAUCGAGAAUAGUCAAGAUUGGUGACUUGAUCGCAUUUCCCAUCGACACGCAGCUUGGAAGAACACUCCAGGAGUCCGGCACGGAUAACCUCGCUGUUGAUGAUAUCUUGUCUUUGGCAGCGUCAAAUCCGACCAAUCGAAGACAAGGCCUCAACUAUGACGAGGUGGUCUGGUUCAAGGUCACCCAUAUCGUUAAUAUGAAACGUGAAGGCUCUGAGGAAGAACCUGAAGAGGAUACAUGGGGCUCAGUCGCAUGUAUCGAUGUAUCAAUGACACUUUUACGACAGACAGGUUCUGUGACCAGUCGCAUACCGGGCGUCAAGGACAGUACGUGGAGGUAUUAUCUUGGCCUGAGAAAGCCGCCAGAUCGAGCUUUUCAGUCUCCACCCACAGCAAUCACGGAGCCAGAGCGGCCCCAAGUUUCGCCCCUGCGGAACCGCUUGCGUGAACUUCUGGCAGCAGCAACUAGCCAGAGGGCUAUGCAACUAAAAAUGCCACCACUAGCGAUCUUACUGGUUUCCACUCAGAGAAACAUUGGGAAAGCCACCGUUGCUGGCGAUGCAUGUCUCGAUAUUGGUCUUCACACUUUUGUGCUAGAUGCAUAUGAUAUCGUCAACGACGCAGGUUCGGGAGGCAGCGAUGUCAAAACGGAAGGCUUUUUGAAGAGCCGGGCCGAGCGGGCCAUGAGCUGCGGCCCAGAAUCUUGCGCUUUGCUGAUCAGGCAUAUCGAAGCUCUUACCGCGGACAGGAUGGUAUCGUCAAUGAAAGAGAUUCUGGCUGAUGCCAGAGUGGUUAUCGCUACUACGACCGAAGUGGAUAAAGUCCCCGAUGGAGUAAGAGGACUGUUCACCCACGAACUCGAAAUGAGAGCUCCAGACGAAGGCGAGCGAGAAGUGAUACUGAGGAGCAUCAUCGAUGACCGAGGCAUUUCUCUCGGCCCUGAUGUCGACUUGAGCAGUGUCGCACUCAAGACUGCCGCUUUAGUCGCAGGUGAUCUGGUCGACGUCGUCGACCGGGCUUUGGUUGCUCAGCGGUCACGCCUCGAGAAGCUCACCUCCCAAGCGAUGGAUACGAGCACCAGGCUCACAGUCCGUGAUAUACAAGUCUCCGGCGGCGCUUCUUCACGCGGCCUGACACCGGCUGAUUUCGACAUCGCUGUGGAGGCUGCGCGCAAGAACUUCGCAGACGCCAUUGGCGCACCAAAGAUUCCCAACGUGACAUGGGAUGAUGUUGGCGGUCUAGAAAACGUGAAGGACACCGUUUCAGAGACCAUUCAACUGCCUCUCGAGCGGCCUGAGCUGUUCGCCAAGGGCAUGAAGAAGCGCAGUGGCAUUCUAUUCUACGGACCGCCAGGCACUGGCAAGACGCUGCUUGCGAAGGCCAUUGCAACAGAGUACAGCCUGAACUUCUUCAGUGUGAAGGGUCCCGAGCUGCUGAAUAUGUACAUUGGUGAGUCGGAGGCCAACGUGCGGCGGGUGUUCCAGAGGGCAAGGGACGCCCGGCCGUGUGUAGUGUUCUUCGAUGAGCUGGACUCCGUGGCGCCAAAGAGAGGCAACCAAGGAGACAGCGGCGGUGUCAUGGACCGCAUUGUGAGUCAGCUUCUGGCUGAACUGGACGGGAUGUCAAGCGGCGAGGACAGCGCUGGAGGAGUGUUUGUCAUCGGCGCCACCAACCGGCCGGAUCUCUUGGACUCGGCGCUGCUGCGGCCCGGGCGAUUCGACAAGAUGCUGUACUUGGGAGUGUCCGACACUCAUGAAAAGCAGCUGAGGAUUCUGGAGGCGCUGACGCGAAAAUUUACCCUCCACCCCACAGUCACCCUGCGCGCCGUCGCCGAGAAGCUGCCAUUCACCUACACAGGCGCAGACUUCUACGCGCUAUGCAGCGACGCCAUGCUCAAAGCCGUGACGAGACAGGCCGGCAAGGUGGACGCCAAGAUCAAGGUUCUCAAUGCCGAAGCCGAGGCCGAGGGCAAGAAGCAGACCAUCUCGACGGCCAACUUCUUCGAUCACUACGCCACGCCGCAGGAUGUGGCCGUGAUGGUGACCGAGGAGGACUUCAUGGACGCGCACAGGGAGCUCAUUCCCAGCGUAAGCGCGGGCGAGCUGUCUCACUACGAACGGGUCAGGGCCACCUUCGAGGGCGGGCGGGAAACCAACGGCGGGGCGAGCACCAAUGCGGAAAAGCAGAGGCCUAUGCCUCUCAACCUCGGGCAGAGGACGGUGUCGACUGCCUCGCAGCGAAGCGCGAGAGGCAAAGGAAAGUCUGUGGCUGCUGGCAAGGGAAAAGGAAAGGCUGUCGCCCAGGGGAGUGACGGUGAGGAUGCCGAGUACGAGGAUGACUACGGGGUUGCAGCCCAGGACGAAGAUGAAGGGGAUGGGCCGAACGGGAUCAGCAGCAGGAGUAAGGGGAAGGGAAAGGCGGUUUCUGGGUUCCAGGACGGCACGGCGAGUGAUGAUGAAGGACUGUAUGACUGA